Messenger RNA from Arabidopsis arenosa, 1634 nucleotides. Lineage: Eukaryota; Viridiplantae; Streptophyta; Magnoliopsida; Brassicales; Brassicaceae. The record is from the annotation of a GenBank genome assembly.
CAAACCAAGUCUUCUUCAUUCUUCAAUCAUUUUUCUCCGAUUUGAAAUCUCCGGCGACGAUGGAAUCCUCCGGCGACAAAAAAACUUCAUCUCUUUACCCUACUGUUGACACAUCGAAUCCCGAAGCUCCUAUAAACCCUACCUCUUCAUCAUCUACUAAUAAUCUCUAUCCUUCUCUCGAUAUGAAUGAUCUCGCUCGUAAUCUCUUCCCUGAGCAACCGGAGACGAGUUCCGUUCCCGUUUCGGCUCCUCCUGCAGCGAGGGAGGAAGUAAUUUUGAAAAUCUCCGGCGCGAUUCUUCAUUUAAUCGACACAUCUUACAGCGUCGAGCUCGCUUGCGGCGAUCUUGAGAUCAUCCGUAUUGUUCAAGGAGAUAAUGUUGUCGCUGUUCUCGCUCGUGUUGGAGAUGAGAUUCAAUGGCCGUUGACUAAGGAUGAGAACUCCGUCAAAGUCGAUGAGUCUCAUUACUUCUUCACGCUUCGUCCUACAAAAGAAAUCGCACAUGAUUCAAGCGACGAGGAAGACGGAGCGAAAAACACUAACGAGAUGUUGAACUACGGACUUACAAUUGCUUCGAAAGGUCAAGAGCAUUUGCUGGUGGAGCUUGAGAAGAUCUUGGAGGAUUAUAGUUGUUUCACGGUGCAGGAAGUGUCGGAAGAAGCGAAGGAAGCAGGGGAAAAGGUUUUGGAUGUGACGGUGGCGAGAGAGACGUCGCCGGUGGAGCUUACUGGGGAAAGGAAAGAGAUUGUGGAGAGGCAAUGUUCGGCUUAUUGGACGACUUUAGCUCCGAAUGUGGAGGAUUAUAGCGGGAAGGCGGCGAAGCUGAUUGCAACUGGCUCAGGACAUUUGAUAAAAGGGAUUCUUUGGUGUGGAGAUGUGACUAUGGAUAGGCUUAUUUGGGGAAAUGGUUUCAUGAAAAGGAGGUUGUCAAAGGCUGAGAAGGAGAGUGAAGUUCACCCUGACACCUUGAAAAGAAUCAGGAGAGUGAAGAGGAUGACCAAAAUGACAGAGAGUGUAGCAAACAGCAUACUGUCUGGAGUCCUUAAAGUUUCUGGAUUCUUCACAAGUUCAGUUGCGAACACCAAAGUUGGGAAGAAAUUCUUUAGUCUUCUCCCUGGAGAAGUCAUCCUUGCAUCUCUUGACGGAUUCAAUAAGGUUUGUGAUGCUGUUGAAGUAGCUGGGAGGAAUGUAAUGUCAACCUCUUCCACUGUCACAACUGAACUUGUUGAUCACAAGUAUGGUGGUAAAGCGGCUGAGGCAACAAACGAAGGGCUCGAUGCAGCAGGAUAUGCGCUUGGCACAGCCUGGGUUGCUUUCAAAAUCAGAAAGGCUAUUAACCCUAAGAGUGUACUCAAGCCUUCGACGCUUGCAAAGACUGCCAUUAGAUCUUCAGCUUCACAAAAGAAAGCGUAGGAAAGCUUUCCUGAUGAAGCAAAACAGACUCAUUUGUCUUGUUUGUUUGUAUCGUCUUGUUGUCUUUUGAUACAUAAGUAAAACUGAAAAGGGGUGUGGAUUAUUAGUUGUUGUGAAGUGUUUAUGUUUCUCUAUGAGAAUCAUGUAAUGUCUCUGAGUUGAUACGGAAUAUGUGCUGUAUGUGUAAGUGGCCUUGGGGCCAAAUCAAGAUUCCUUGAAAUU